GCGUUGACACGCAGGAUCAGGCAAGAAUUGGAUCGCGUUAGUCAUUGCAAGCGUUUCUUUUGGCCGGGUCACGCUACGGAUUAAAAAUAAGCAAAUAAAGACAUUGGAAAAGUAUUACAACUGGGCAAAUUUAAUCAUGCUGAAGAUUGCGGUGCACGGAUCUCAUCGACAGCUCCUUGUCCUGAUCGGACUCGUGGCGUCAGGUGUGCCGUGGGUCAGGGGGAUAACAGCCUACACCUCGAGUGAGCAGGAGGCCGUCAAUGGGACCAGCACCAGACUGAAAUGUACCUUCCAGACUUCGGAGCCCGUCAGUUCAUCCAGUGUGACUGUCACCUGGACUUUCCGACCUCAGGGUCAGAGUCAUGAAGAAUCGGUGCUGUAUUACAAUGAGAAGCCCAUCAUGGUCGACUCUGGCCUCUUUCACAAGCAGGUGGAGUGGGCUGGAGACAUCAUGCGAAAGGAUGCCUCCAUCACACUACGCAACGUCAAAUUCAGCUAUAACGGCACGUUCACCUGCCGGGUGACGAAUGCCCCGGACGUGCACGGCCGUGCGGGAGAGCUGCGCCUCAGGGUGGUUACUUCAGCCUCCGUUUCUGAGAUCACAAUACUGGCUGCAGCCAUCGGGGGCGGCAUUCUGCUCAUGCUGAUCAUCCUCAUCGCUGUUGUCACGGUCAAACAUUACCAGAGGAAACACGAAGACAUAGAAGAGCACUGUCCCAGUGAGAAGGGCUCCACCAUGUGGUCAUGCUGAUUCUGACAUCUCAGCCAAGCGAAGGCCGCCACUGGCCUUGAUGUCUCCCGGUAUGGAGUUGGGCCAAAACCCUGACGACUCCCUACGGCUCGGUAACAUCAGGAGCGAGUCGUGCUGAAACAGGGCCCUGCGUCUCCUCCUGGUCGGGCUCCACCGUGGAAAUAUGACACUAAGCCACUCUGGCAGAAAAGCGCCUUGACAGUGGACUUCUUGUAUAGUAUUUUUUUUCUUUAAAAUCUGCACUUUCCCUUUCUGUCUUUUAAAAAAGUGUUAUAUUAAGGAUACUAAUAGAAUAUAUUAAUAACUGUUGAAAAAAUUUGAUUGUAUAAUUCUUUAUUCUCAAUCCUGUAUCAAUCAAACUUUACAUUUUUCACUGAUUCUUCUUGAGGAUCCCAGUACACUGCUAGCCAGUGACUUCAUACUACUAACUAGUGUAAUGUGUGUAUGUGCACCUUCGGACACUUUCUAAAUUUGGUUAAGAAAUUUCCAUUGUUAUAGAUAAUAACUGAUUAAAUCGGCUGCAUUUCCUGCUUGUGCUCAGAGGUCAGAAAGUGAAAAGCUUAGCAUUUAGCGUGCUAAUGCACUGUAAUCGUUUGAUUGUUAAAUCCAGCCCUGCUGGCUGCAGUGUUGUGGGGUCUUUUAUCCUGUCUCAAACUUCCCCCUGAAAGAGUGCACUGCAUAGCCACUGGUCAGACAUGACUAAAACUGUACGCCAAUUUCUACAAGACAAAGGCAAGGAGAGGAAAAUUAGCCCAACAAAGAAAAGACACAUUUUGUCCAGUGCUUGCAGAGCAGUGAUACAGUUCUCUACCUCCAGUGGACUGUGCAGACAUUCCCCCCCCCCCCUUCCCCCUCCCUGCCCCCAAUAGCACAGUUCCUUUAUUUUCCUUAAGCCAAGCUGUUGGCUUGGUGAUCGUAGUCUCUUUUUCGGCUCACCACCCAUUUACCAUCUGGCGGUUCCUGACGUCGGUCAUCUGUGUGUCUCAGUCAAGUAGAGGAGGCCACGCACCUGCAUGUGAUGGAGGAGAAGGCUCAUUUUGAGAGGCCAGCGAGCCGAGCUUCAGCGUCCAGCUUGAAAGACGAGGGAGAGAAGCUCUGUGACAACAGCGUGGUGGUGCUGGAUUGAAGCA
Messenger RNA from Paramormyrops kingsleyae, 1881 nucleotides. RefSeq names its product myelin protein zero-like 2b (gene mpzl2b). Gene Ontology annotation, biological process: cell-cell adhesion. Gene Ontology annotation, cellular component: plasma membrane. The record is from RefSeq and is a predicted model, not a curated record. NCBI's taxonomy places the organism in Eukaryota, Metazoa, Chordata, Actinopteri, Osteoglossiformes, Mormyridae.